AUGAUGCGCACCCUUCGCCUGUCACAACAGCCACUCGAUAGUCUCAACGCAACGGAGCUCUACGAGUUUCAAGCACCCAUGUUCCUAAUAAGCGCUUUGGAGGAACCAGUUGCUGGGGAAUGCGACAGACAUAUAACCCUGUUCGAUAUUAGCUUAACCCACCAACGACCUGGGGUUGUGUUGUUUCACAAAACUACAACAUAUACUGUCGGCUGCGUGGCAGUUGGUCGGCGAUCAGCGGAUGUCGGUCCUGGGCCCCGAUGUGUUUCAUUGGAAACAGUUAUAGCAACAGCCUCAUCACUUCAGUUGCUGACGCCAAUUCAUCAAAGGGAGAACAGCGACUUGGCGCUUGCCACGGUCCGUCAACGGGAUUCUUCCGGGACCGUUGAAUGUGCCCCCUUGCUUAUUACUAGGAUUGUUUCCAUGUGGCUUACCACGCUGUUUGUGACUAUCAGUCAAUAUCUUUCCACGAAAAACAUGGUCUUGAGACAAGGCAAUCUUGACAAAAGUGAUGAAAACUACUUGUCAGCCACCUCAUGGCAGGGCGUGGCAAACAUCUGCGGAGUGUAA
Messenger RNA from Fusarium redolens, 570 nucleotides. RefSeq lists its product as uncharacterized. Bases 1 to 570 code for a protein of 189 amino acids. Lineage: Eukaryota; Fungi; Ascomycota; Sordariomycetes; Hypocreales; Nectriaceae. The transcript has 3 exons. The record is from RefSeq and is a predicted model, not a curated record.